Molecule: messenger RNA, 628 nt
Organism: Tribolium castaneum (red flour beetle)
Lineage: Eukaryota; Metazoa; Arthropoda; Insecta; Coleoptera; Tenebrionidae
Exons: 3
Coding region: 62-526 (154 amino acids)
Source: RefSeq, a predicted model, not a curated record
ACGAUAAAAACUAAUAUUUAUUCUCAUUCCACCCGACCCUAAACUAUAUUUUGUGUGAACUAUGGAACGCUGGAAGUUGUUAAUUUUAAUCCUUUACCAUGUUUUACCCACAAAUGGCCAAAUUAUGGACAUGAUGAAACCAAAAACAGUCAGAGUCCACAAACUCGAAACAUGCCCCGGCCACGAAAAAGCCCCCUUGAUCAUCAAAAACGUCCAAUUAUCGUACGCCAAUCGGGUUAAUUUAAUUUCUCUACAAACUGUAGUUCGAGAAACGGUUCCUGAGGACAUAAAGCUAAAACUAGUCCUCAAGCGAUGCAAAUCGCGGGAGGCUUUGGAUUCGUGCGAAAAGUACCAGAACAUCAACAUGAACCACUUGUGUGGAAUGUUGAAUGGUCUCCUCUUCUCAAAACUUCCGAACCUCCUUUUGCCUGUCCCUUUAAAAAGGGCGUUUACAAUUUUAGAAAUGGUACUUUUGAUGGGUCCGCCUUUGGGCAUUUGCCCGUUUCUGGGUGGUACUGGAUCGUGACUGCCAUGCUUUUAGGCGAAAAGUCCGAGCGAACGCUGGCUUGUGUCAAUUUUGAGGGGCAGUUAGUCACAGCUUGAAGCGAACAAUAAAUUGUGCAUUUUA